Molecule: messenger RNA, 838 nt
Organism: Pogonomyrmex barbatus (red harvester ant)
Lineage: Eukaryota; Metazoa; Arthropoda; Insecta; Hymenoptera; Formicidae
Gene: Trs33
Product: trafficking protein particle complex subunit Trs33
Biological process (GO): endoplasmic reticulum to Golgi vesicle-mediated transport; regulation of GTPase activity
Cellular component (GO): cis-Golgi network; TRAPP complex; trans-Golgi network
Source: RefSeq, a predicted model, not a curated record
UUUUAUCAUAUUUUGCGAUACGCGUGAGAAUACGUUGUGAUCGAAUGCAUGUGAGAAAGUAAUUAAUUCGUUAGAAAAAUUGACGGCCAUGUAUUCAGAUUGUUUAAUGCGUUUUCUGUGAGAAAUACGUGGCACGUAGAAACGUAUAUUGCGCGUAAUCGAGUAAAACGAAAAACAAUAAGAAUGAAGCAACAAAUAAUUGAUUCUAAAGCUAAUCCUAGCGCGACUGGGGAAGCCGACGACUGUCUCUUUGAAUAUUUGCACGCUGAGCUGGUCAAUUACGUCUUGAGCAGAUCGUCCAAUGCAGAAGGCGAGGAGGAACUCUCGCGUCUAGAAUGGAUGGGAUUCAGCGUCGGAUACAGAAUCAUUGAACGGCUGACAAGAGAAUGGAGCAGAUUCAAGGAUGAAUUAGAUAUGAUUAAGUUUAUCUGUACGGAUUUCUGGUCCAGCCUGUAUCACAAACAGAUUGAUAAUCUCAGGACUAAUCAUCACGGAGUAUAUGUAUUGCAAGACAAUGCCUUUAGGUUAUUGGAUAAAGUCGGUACGAGUAAUAGCAAGCAGUACCUCAAGGAGAGUCCACGUCUGUUGGCUUUCACUUGUGGCCUCCUGCGAGGUAGCUUAGCGAAUCUUGGAAUUAUCAGUACGGUUACAGCAGAAACUGUUACACUACCAAGUUGCAAAUUUCAUGUCCAAGUCCAAAAGAUUUAAUAGCUGUUUUGACCAAUUUGAGAAAUAAGAAAGUGUAAAAGUAUGUAUAAAAAAAGUAUAUAUAACAGUAAAGCAACUCUUAUACUGUAUGAGACUCAAAAGAAUAUAAUAGAUAUUCAUCAUAUAUCAU